GUCUGGCUGAGAUGGUCACGUAUCUACCUAUUUCGUCGCCCUUCAUUCGUUUUGCCGGCCGAUACGUGGACGAUGCGUUUGGCGUGGCUGCUGGAUACAACUUCUUCAUCUUCGAAGCGGCCAUGGUACCGUUCGAAAUCACGGCAUGUAACAUAAUCAUCACAUAUUGGAGUGACGCGGUUCCCGUGGCGGCCAUCAUUGUCAUCAUCCUAAUACUUUUCGUGCUCCUCAACGUCUUCGCCGUGCAGUGGUAUGGUGAAUCAGAGUUCUGGCUGGCCCUCGGGAAAGUCUUUCUGAGUGUGGGGCUGAUGUUCUUCACCCUCGUCGUGAUGCUGGGAGGCAACCCAAUCGGCGAUCGGUUCGGGUUCCGAUACUGGAAGAACCCGGGCUCCUUCCAGGAGCACUACAAAACAGGCGACCUCGGCCGAUGGCUCGGUUUCCUGGCGUGUUUGAUCCAGGCCAGUUUCACGAUCGCCGGUCCGGACUAUGUCUCCAUGGCAGCCGGAGAGACAGUCAACCCUCGCCGCGAGCUGCCAAGGGCCUUCAACGGGGUGUUCUACCGGCUCACCACCUUCUUCGUCCUGGGCACACUAUGUAUCGGCAUCCUCGUGCCAUACGAUGACCCGACGCUGAAGAAUGCCUAUGAAGCCGACCUCCCCGGUGCGGCCGCGUCUCCCUAUGUGGUUGCCAUGGACCGGCUCCAGAUCGCCGUUCUCCCACACAUCGUCAACGCCAUGGUCCUCGGCGCGGCGUUCAGCGCAGGCAACAGCUACGUAUACUGCGCCAGUCGCAGUCUCUACGGACUGGCAUUGGAAGGGAAGGCCCCGCGGGUCUUUACAAAGUGCACCAAGUCCGGUGUUCCCAUCAACUGUGUCGGGGUCGUCCUCAUCAUCGCGCUCCUCGCCUUCCUGCAGGUUUCCAACAGCGCCUCGGUGGUCUUGCAGUGGUUUGUCAAUCUGGUAACCGCAUCCCAACUAAUCAACUUCUCGGCCGUCACCUUCACCUACACACGAUUCCGAAAAGCCUGCAUGGCCCAAGGCAUAUCUCGCGAAUCCCUCCCCUACCGGAGCCGAGGCCAGCCCUACGUGGCGUACGUCGCCAUGGUCUGCACGGGCGUGAUGGCCUUCGUGGGCGGAUACGAGGUCUUCCUCCCCGGGAACUGGGACAUCCCGACAUUCUUCUUCUCGUAUACGAUGAUCGGCGUGUUCCCGGUGCUUUACUUUGGGUGGAAGAUUAUCCACCGGACGGAGGUCCGGAAGCCUGAGGAGGUCGAUCUGGUGUCGGGGCUUGCGGAAGUGGAGGAGUAUACGAGGAAUUAUGUGCAUGUUCCGUCUAAGAAUCCCUUUGGGAGGUUUCUCGAUUUUGUUUUUGGCUAGUAUGCUUGGUUUUCUUACAGAAUGUCACAUAGUAUGUGCUGUUAAUAUACACGAAUGAGCAUAGACAAUGCAUUAUUUAUCAUAA
This is a messenger RNA of Aspergillus campestris IBT 28561, 1461 nucleotides long. Its product is annotated as putative general amino acid permease (Agp2). The record is from RefSeq and is a predicted model, not a curated record. Lineage: Eukaryota; Fungi; Ascomycota; Eurotiomycetes; Eurotiales; Aspergillaceae. Gene Ontology annotation, biological process: amino acid transmembrane transport. Gene Ontology annotation, molecular function: amino acid transmembrane transporter activity. Gene Ontology annotation, cellular component: membrane. The transcript is spliced from 4 exons. Bases 12 to 1376 code for a protein of 454 amino acids.